Molecule: messenger RNA, 1731 nt
Organism: Pistacia vera
Lineage: Eukaryota; Viridiplantae; Streptophyta; Magnoliopsida; Sapindales; Anacardiaceae
Product: conserved oligomeric Golgi complex subunit 8-like
Exons: 10
Coding region: 74-1432 (452 amino acids)
Biological process (GO): intra-Golgi vesicle-mediated transport
Cellular component (GO): COG complex
Source: RefSeq, a predicted model, not a curated record
UGAGACCCCAAAACUGACAUCUGGUUGUACAGAAUUCAUUGAAUCUGCUGAACAUAUUUUGGAAAACAGAAAGAUGAACCAAACUUUGCUAGCAAAUCACAGUACUUUGCUUGAUUUGCUUGAAAUUCCUCAGCUUAUGGACACAUGUGUAAGGAAUGGAAAUUAUGAUGAAGCGCUUGACUUGGAAGCUUAUGUUUGUAAACUAUCAACCAUGCACCCCAAAUUACCUAUUAUUCAAGCACUGGCUGCUGAAGUUAGGCAGACAACCCUUUCUCUUCUUUCUCAGCUUCUUCAGAAACUUCGUUCGAAUAUUCAGUUACCAGAAUGUCUGCGAAUUAUUGGAUAUUUACGCCGAAUUGGAGUUUUUACUGAGUAUGAGAUGCGUUUGCAGUUUUUGAGAUGCCGUGAGGCUUGGCUUACUGGAAUUCUCGAGGAUCUGGACCAGAAAAAUGCUUAUGAGUACUUGAAAGGAAUGAUAAAUUGUCAUAGAAUGCAUCUUUUUGAUGUUGUUAACCAAUAUAGAGCAAUAUUUGCUGAUGAUACAUCAGGAAGUGAAGAGAAUUAUGAUGGUGGCCUUCUUUUUAGUUGGGCUAUGCAUCAAAUCACCUCACACCUUAAAACUCUUAAAGUCAUGCUCCCAAAGAUAACUGAGGGUGGAUCCCUGUCAAACAUUCUGGACCAAUGCAUGUAUUGUGUCAUGGGCCUUGGUUGGGUUGGGCUGGAUUUUCGAGGCCUGCUUCCAUUACUAUUUGAAGAGGCAGUUCUCAACUUAUUUUCAAAGAAUAUGAGUACAGCAGUAGAGAAUUUUCAGUUAGUUUUGGAUUCCCAUCGAUGGGUUCCACUACCAGCGGUUGGCUUUCCAGCCAAUAGUACUGGUGAUGAAAGUCAGGAUAAUGUGACACCACCAUCUCAUUUACUGGAACAUCCACCUCUUGCAGUGUUUGUUAAUGGUGUGUCUGCUGCAAUGAAUGAGUUACGCCCCUGUGCCCCAUUGAGUUUGAAGCACGUGCUUGCUCAAGAACUAAUUAAGGGGCUGCAGGCUGUCUCGGAUUCUCUGUUGAGAUACAGUGCAACUCGGAUGCUUAGAGAAAAUGAGUCUGGACUUUUCCACUCACUUUGCCGAGCAUUUAUAGAGGUUUCUUAUCCACAUUGUGCCACAUGCUAUGGGCGUUGUUACCCUGGAGGGGCUGCACUUAUCAUGGAGGCUAAGAAUUUAUAUGAUGGCAUCGGUCGCCUGUUAAUACUCUCUCCGUCAAAAGAACUCCCGAAACAAGUAAAUAAUGGAGAGGAAAUGAGCAUAAAGGAAGAUGGUAACGGCUCUGUGGACGAAAACAGAGCUACAACUGGUGUCGAAGAAACAGAAGUUGGCAAUGAGGAGAAAGAGGAGCGGAGAAGUUCCCCUGUGCAGAGUGGUGAAACGAGGGAAGUAUGAAGCAAGCAGCUGCGUAUGAGCAAUUAAUUGUGUCAAAAUUGCAAAUAGUAUUACCUUAAUUUUUGGUGCUCUUAAUUCUUUGAUUUUUGUAAUUAGUAUGGCAUUGGAUGGUCAAUUACGUCGUUUUACAAAAGUUAUAGAAAUUGGGAUUUGGGAUGAUAGAAUAGAGUGAACAUGAGUUAUAGGAGGCCCAUUUUAAUGUAAUAUUUGUAAAAUCAUAGUUUUCAUUUGUAUAUGGAUGAACCGGUUAAUUGCAUAAAAGUUAUGAUAAACUUAAUAAAUUUUCAAGGUUGAACUUA